AUGUCCACGGGGCAAGACCUUGGAGAGCAUCACCAGGGCGUUUAUCACAAGCGCAGGAUCUCAGGCCCUACUCCAGCUGUCCUAUUUCAGAAUCUACAUUUCAACAAGAUUCCCGGGAGAGCUACAAAGUCGCGGACAGCGUCAGAGGAGCUGCAGCCUCCGGCAAGGGGGCAGAACAUGAAGGGACUCGGAAGUCUGGCGGCCAUGACCCUGGCGGUUUUCCUGGUGUGUUCUUUCCCGGGGAACUCCAGCAGCGUUCCGCAGAGACUGUUGGAGAAGAGGAAUUGGACUCCCCAAGCCAUGCUCUACCUUAAGGGGGCACAGGGGCGUCGUUUCCUCUCCGACCAGAGCCGGAGGAAGGACCUCUCGGAACGGCUGCCUCCAGAAAGACGGAGCCCAAAGGCCCAGCUCCUGACUCCUCCCGAGGCAGAGGCCGUCUUCCUGGCAUCCUUACAAAACCCGCAGCGAGAUGGAAAAGAAGACUUUGAUCAGACCAGAUUCCUGGAAGACCGUAUACUAAACUGGUGAAAAUGUGCUGUUUUACAUUCAGUUUUAGAGAAGGAGCAGUGCAUGGAGAGAGCUCGGCAGACAGACAGCCUGGAAACCCACCUCGACCCAGAAGCUGUAGAAGAGGAAACUGACUUCAAGAGGAGAAAAUACAUUGUCAAAGAAUAAAUGGAC
Messenger RNA from Ochotona curzoniae (black-lipped pika), 681 nucleotides. RefSeq names its product spexin hormone (gene SPX). The record is from RefSeq and is a predicted model, not a curated record. The coding region runs from base 1 to 528 and encodes 175 amino acids. The transcript has 9 exons. Gene Ontology annotation, molecular function: neuropeptide hormone activity. NCBI's taxonomy places the organism in Eukaryota, Metazoa, Chordata, Mammalia, Lagomorpha, Ochotonidae. Gene Ontology annotation, cellular component: cytoplasm. Gene Ontology annotation, biological process: positive regulation of gastro-intestinal system smooth muscle contraction.